GUCGGCAGGUUUUUUAAUCUUAUUUUUGGAACCCUUUCCAGACCAGAGCGCGAAUUGACAAUCCUCAACUACUCUUUUCCGACUUUUAUUUCAUCAGUCCGCUUCAAUUCAGUUGCAGGAACGAUGUUAUCGUCGAACCCUGUCGAUCAGGCUGGUCAGGAAGAGCACCAGCCGGCCAAUUUCCGGAAGAUGCAGUCUGACAUCCAGUCUGCUUCCAAAUUGCUUGUUGCCCCAGAGCCAACCGAAACUGACGCCAUUGAACAUUCUAUCACAUGGCCUCAAAUGGCCACAAGCUCUGAUAAACAGCUGGCCACUGGCGACUCUGUCAUUCUGAGGUUAGCGGGAUUGGCGUCACGAAAUUCCGACCUUAAAGAACUGAUGCGGCGAGUCGGAAAUGGAAAGGCGGAAGCGCAGGAGGUCUCUUAUUUCCAACAGUUCGUUGACACAACACAGGAUAUCGGACCUCGAAAAUGGAAUGUUCAGUCGGCAUUCAAUGAUAGCAAAUUGCCCCUUUUAGUGCAACAGAAUGACGACCGCGAGGUCUCGCAGUCGCCAGAGCCGAGAAUUCAAUCGAUCAUACCACUCUCAGAGGCUCAGGCAAACUCCGAUGCUGAAUCCCUUGCCUCAGGAAUCACGUGGACAAGUUUCCUGGGCGGUGAUAUCCCCUACGACAACUUGGCUGGCAUGGCAGGCGGCUUUUUGUUUCCUGUAGAUGAGAGCAUGCAAGCUGAAGGUAGUGACAACGUUUUCGAGGAUACAGGAAUGGAAGAGAUCUAUUUUCCGCCCCUGCCGCCUACUCCGAAGCAGGACGUCCCGUUCACUGAUUCCGGAUAUUCGUCUGGCAUCAACCUUGAUGAUCUCCCGCGAAUGGAAUUGGGGGUUGCUGCUACCUCCGACUACGACAGAAAGUAUCCGGAUGCAAAGACUGUAUACUUUAGAGAUAGUACUGUUGCAAUAGACCAAGCGCAGCAAUACAUUUUCGAGUUGUCCAGCACUAUCCACGGCAAUCUCGGCGGAAACAUUGACGGAGACAACUGGAGGCUACUGUCUGAUCGAGUGUCGGGCCUCAUCAAGGACUUUGCCAUUAAAAUUGGCCUAGAAUCUUCGGUCCAGGUGAACCGAGACAUCAUGCACUUCAUACACAAACGUAGCCGUGAAAUUGCGACGCGACUUGACUCAAUGAUUCUCAGUGUCGACCCUCCAGCAGAGGAUGCUGGCGAGGGUAUCGAGGCCAAGAGAGACAACAUGCUCCUAAGUGAUAAGAUGGCCUUGUGGGUCAGCAAGGCCACGGGUACAGAGACCCCUGUCAACGAUGACGAGCUUUUCGUGGGGGUUACAGACGUGGAAGAGACCAUCGACGCGCCGGAACUAUCCAAGUACAACAAGACCGUUACAGAGAGCGAUUCAUUCAAGUGGCUUAUCGAAAGCCUGCGAAGAGAAUUGACACUCAAGCGAGAUUUUGAUGAGUCGGAAGGUUGGGAUGCCCAGGCAGCAAUUGUUGAGGAUUACAUGGAGCAAACAUGGCCUUCAACAUGGAAAACGAUCUUCAACUUGCUGCAGACGGUGUCUCGCCGUCCCAAUGGCCACGUUUAUGCAGAUGUUUUGCAUGAUAAGACUCAGGUAUCAGUAUCAUCUGAGCACGGUAUCCUCAUGAUGAGUCUUGAUGGUCCUGCUCAUACCAUUGCAGAGUGUGGUGAGCAGCUUGCCUGGUUACGGGCUUCAUACGCAAACCCACCUCCUCAACAGGGUAUGAGCAAUACCGCCCAACGAAUCCCCGUCAUCAUGAAAAUGGCUACAUUGCAUGUAGGCAUAUAA
Molecule: messenger RNA, 1815 nt
Organism: Colletotrichum acutatum
Lineage: Eukaryota; Fungi; Ascomycota; Sordariomycetes; Glomerellales; Glomerellaceae
Exons: 4
Coding region: 124-1815 (563 amino acids)
Source: RefSeq, a predicted model, not a curated record